AUGGCCUCGGUCACAUUCAAAACCCCACUUUCGGCCCAGGAGCAGGAAGUUUAUGGGCAGCACUUCCGCAAACUGGAUCCUGAGGAUCUAGGUAUCGUCACCGGCGAAUCGGUUAAGCAUCUAUUCAACCAAUCUGGACUGAACGCGCAGCUCUUGUCUCAAAUAUGGGCAAUCUGUGAUAACGGAAACCAGGGAUUUCUGAAUCUGUCUCAAUUCAGUGCGGCUUUGAGAAUUAUCGGUCACUUGCAAUCAAAUCCCUCCCUGACGGUCUCCGCUGACCUAUUUCAGAAACCGCCUUCCAAACUAGCCUCUCUAAAUAAGCCUGGGAUGAGUUUAUCCAAUACAAGUACUGGGAAUUCCAAUACAGGCGCAAUUCCUCCCGUUUCCUCUUACGACAUUGCCAAGUUUUCUCAGUUAUUUGACAGAUCCACCAAUGGGGCCCCGAUUCUGCCGGGUGAUAAGGCGAAAGACAUUUUCUUGAAGGCGAAACUGCCCACAGCUACUCUAGGGUCUAUCUGGAACUUGUGUGAUAGAGAGAACUCUGGCUCUUUGGAUAAGUCUGAAUUUAUCAUGGCUAUGCACCUCAUUCAGCUUGCCAUGACAAACAACCCUGUCCUAGCAACUGUUCCAGAUAGCCUCCCCGGAUAUUUAUGGGAAGCAGUGAACCCUUCAAACCUUCCACAGUCGUCUUUGAGCCCUUCCUCGACUGGUUUGUCCGUAAACUCCCCUGUAUCGAGACAGCCCUCUUUGGUUCGAGUCCCCUCCAGCACCUUCAGCAACGCAGCGUCUGACUGGACUUUGUCAUUUGAAAAGAAGCAACAGUUUGACGCUAUUUUUGACUCUUUAGACAAAUCGAAAGCGGGAACAUUAAGCUCGCAGACUUUAGUUCCGUUUUUCCUUUCCUCGAGGUUGAGCCAAGACACUCUUGCUUCGGUCUGGGACUUAGCUGAUAUCCACAACAAUGCAGAAUUUACGAAACUCGAAUUUGCCAUUGCGAUGUUUUUGAUUCAAAAGAAAAAGACUGGCAUUGAGUUACCAGAUGUUGUACCUGACCAGCUGCUUCGCUCUCCUGCAUUGGGGCUUUACCCUCCUGCUCAGCAACAAGCACCUGCUUCCUUACCGGCUGUUCCUUCAAGAGACACGAAGCCCUCUUUCAAUGCCCCACCGCAGACAGUUCAGCGCAACCAGAGUGCCCUAGGAGACUUACUGACAUUGAACGAAUCCUUCUCCCCUCAACCUACGCCCGUCCGCGCUCCAUCAAACCCAACAGGCAACUCUAUGGGGGUACCACAAUCCCCUGCUGCUGGCUCUACCACCGGAAUGAGAAAGUUCCAACCCUCCUCAACAUUUGGUCAAAGCAUAAUAAAGGAAGAGGCUGCUGAGUCGACCCCUCAGAACGCUGGCCACUUUGAGCCACAACAGACAACAAGACAACCUCUGAACCCACAAUACGAGGCUGCUCAGCAACCUCAAUAUCAGACUCCCCAGCAACAAUCCCAAUAUCAGGCUUCUCAGCCUCAGCCUCAGCCUCAAUAUCAAGCUCACCAGCAACCACCGCAAUUUCAAUCUCCAAUACAGACUAAUCAAAGUCUCCCAAACGAGGAAAGUGCUUCCAAUGGUGCAUUCGAAGCUUCAAGGACCACAAACACUGCGGCGCAGCCUACUUCCCGGUCUCUAGCUCAACAACCCCAGCAAGGCUCCCAUUCCUCUUCCCUCCCCAAUGUCCCUAACUUUUCAUCUCCACCUUUGAGGCAAGCCUCUCUCAAUAUCAGCAGCCAAAAUGACGGCAAUGCCUCAUUACAGUUGUCACAGGCUACAACUGAGUUGGCAAAUUUGUCCAAUCAAGUUGGAUCCUUGACCAACCAGGCAACUUUAGUUAAUGAAAGAAAAACAAGAGCUCAACAAGAGCUGAAACGCAUUAAUAACUUGAAGUCGUCGAUUGAAACAAAAAUGACAACAUUGCGUGGAUCUUACGAGAAAGAGCUAAGUGAGACCGAACAGCUAGAAAGUAUUCUCACGAAAUCUCGUCAGGAGUCAGAGGAACUGAAGCGGGAACUUGCCGUCGCUGAGGCUAAUCACCACGCCGUCCAAGGCUCAUUAGCCGAACUGCAGCAGCAGCUCCAAGAAUCAGAGCAGUCGAACUCUCAGCUUAAAGAAAAGAUAGGCAACUUAAACGCUAUCGCAGCGUCUUUGCAAGCAGAGCUCAAUGAGAGGCAGCAAAAAGUGAAGCAGGAGAGGUCAAUGGUCGAUGUCAAUUCUAGGCAGCUUGAAGUUAGUGAAAUUACUACUACAAACCUACAAAACGAAAUACAAGGUUUGGAACAACACCUAGAUAUCUUCAAGCAAAAGCAUAAGGAACUCGAAGAUUAUAAGUCUACUCUUGAGAGCAAGCAUGGCGAGCUCAACUCAAGACAUCAGGUCUUAGAGGAGCAGCAUGCAGGGAUUAGCCGCCGUGAGCAAGAAGUUCAAGAGAGAUCUAGACAAGUUGAAGAACAGGAAAAGAUUUAUCACCAGGAAAUUGCAAAGCUUCAGAGUAUGUUUGAAGACUUGAGUGCGCAAAGAGAGUCUUUUGCUAAAGCGGAAGACGAAUUACAGAAACAGCAGUUUGAGUAUGCUCAAAAGGUCCAGGAACUUUCUGAGAGAAGGAUGAAACUGGCUAUGGGCGAGCUUCCUGAAGACAGCGAUGAGAUCUCCAAAAACCAUCGCAGUUUCUCGUCUAACCAAGACCACAUUGCGAAGUUUGUUGACGAGAGCGUAACCAAUUCAAGACUUGGCGCCCAAGAGGACGAAGAUAAGCAAGAAUCGGACGUCUUCGACAAAGACGUCCCAACUGUCGGUUCGCAGACAGAGAUUGAUGAUGAAGACCGCAGAUCGAACGACGAUGAAACUGCGGCCCAAGCCCUUGCAGACAGAUUCGAUGGCGAUUUGAAUGAAUAUGGUAUCCCUAGAACAGAGUCAGUUACAUCUUCUGUUAUGAACAACGCCCCGCAGUCAGUGAGGGACUACGCUGAGGGUGACUUAGCAACGUUAGCGGCUCCAGGGGAAAACGCUCCACGAACCGCCGAGGCUCAAAAUGCUAAAACUACCGAAACAGUGGAGGGAAACAUGCCUGGUGGAUGGUCGGCUGAGCAAGCGAAUGGUGCCAAACAGCAAGAGGAGCACCAAGGUCCUCUUCCUAAGUCGUCGGAUCAAGAGUCAGAGGCUGAAACUCUCAAAAAUACCACAAAAGAGUCCUACGAGGAGCCUUCAGAGUCAGCUGGGAAAGCUAUCACUGAGGAAUUUCCUCCAAUCCAAGAACUUGACAUAAACGAGAGCGAAAGUGACAGUUCCCUGAGUGAUGACGACGAGGGAUUCAAAGAUGCAGAGGGCAGCGCUCAACAAGCGGCUGCAAAACCAACUGCCACAAAAGGCACAAGUUCAGUCAAGGCAACAGCACCUGCACAAGGGCCGAAGCCCGCUGAAGAGCCAGUUUUUCCUGCACAAAAAACAGACGCUGACAAGCCUUCCGCUGUAGGCGCUAUUGUGGAAAAUGCCGCUAACGCGAAGCCUGCAACCGAACAGCAUGCUCCUCAAGAGUCUGCUAGUGUGAAGCCUUCUACAGAAGCUAAUCCUUCCACAGAACGUACGCUAAAGGCCGAGCCUUCCAGUAUGGGAGCUUACACUCAGGAGGAAAAGUCAAUUACAAAAGAAAAGCCAUCUGAAGACUUUGAUGACGAGUUUGCUGGCCUUGAGCAAGCUGCGCCAGAGGAAGAGGCUAUUGAUCAUCUGAAUGAAAAUGAAUACAGCGAGGGAUUUGAGACUAUUGAUCACAAUGACUUGGAUGAAGAGCUCAACCAAGGUGGGUUUACUGGCGCACCAGCGGCUGAGGAGCAUGCAGGUACUGAUAACUCUGCUGCUACCGUGGGCGCAGAUGAAUGGGAUGAGAUAUUUGCUGGGUUUGGAAACGCUGGCCAAGGGCCUGUUUCUGUCACCCAGCCUGCAACAUCGCGGAUAAAACAACCUACCCCAGUCAGAACAUCGCGUGAAGCCCCUGCGGCCCCUGUCAACCGUGGAAUUGCAACGACACCCAAAUCUUUGGCAGUUGAAGAGCUGGGAAGCAUGGGCUUUACCACAGAAGAAGCCACUAAGGCACUGGAACAUUGCAAUUGGGACUUGGGUGCGGCCACCAACUAUUUGUUGGACAGCUCCUAG
This is a messenger RNA of Lachancea thermotolerans CBS 6340, 4191 nucleotides long. RefSeq names its product Ede1p (gene EDE1). Gene Ontology annotation, cellular component: cytoplasm; plasma membrane. The transcript has a single exon. Gene Ontology annotation, biological process: endosomal transport; endocytosis. Lineage: Eukaryota; Fungi; Ascomycota; Saccharomycetes; Saccharomycetales; Saccharomycetaceae. The coding region runs from base 1 to 4191 and encodes 1396 amino acids. Gene Ontology annotation, molecular function: protein binding; calcium ion binding. The record is from RefSeq and is a predicted model, not a curated record.